AUGGAUUUGGAUGAUAUCGUUAAGGAGGUUGAUGGCAAACUUGUCACCAAAAUCGACAUCGAUCCCCCGACAGGUUGGACAAAUGAUUUUGAUGCUAUCAAAGGCUAUGAGUGGGCAGAGGACGGGAGUAUCGCAGAAGUUAUUGAAGGGCUUCACCUCAAGGCCAAGCCCAAGCCUCUAUUUGGUAAAGAGAAUGGAGAUGGCCAAGUCAUUUUCCAAGCUGGAGAUGAGCUUUAUCUCCACUACCUCGAUACUGAGGACGUCUAUCGUAUCAAGGACUAUUCGGAUCCGGAGUUGCUUGUUUCAGUUAUUAAUGAUUCCCGGUGGGAUGAGCUGGAGCUUGUUGAUCCUCGUUACUCUCUUGCGGGCGACGACCCAAACACUCUCCUAUAA
Fusarium tjaetaba is the source of this 393-nucleotide messenger RNA. RefSeq lists its product as uncharacterized. The transcript has 2 exons. The coding region runs from base 1 to 393 and encodes 130 amino acids. NCBI's taxonomy places the organism in Eukaryota, Fungi, Ascomycota, Sordariomycetes, Hypocreales, Nectriaceae. The record is from RefSeq and is a predicted model, not a curated record.